GCACGAGACGCCGUAGACUAGAACUGUCACUGUAGGAUAGCUCUAAUAACUAAAUCUGGAGAGACAGGGGAGCCAAUGCAGCAACAGGCCGUGACAAAUCGGCGGUUCCUCCUCCUCUCAUCGACGGCGGAACCAAAAUGCCCCGCCCCUCGACGGCCCUCCUUCUUCCACGGCUCCUCCUCGCCGUCUCCCUCCUCCUCCUCUGCUUCUCGUCCGCUGCUGCUGCUGCCGCACUAGUUCUGCUGCCGCCGCCACGCUUCGAGCCUGAGGCUGCUCCUCCGACGACGACGCUGGUCGCCGCUCUUCCAGGCUUCGACGGCGCCCUCCCUUUCCGCCUCCACACCGGGUACGUGGGCGUGGACGAGGAGAACGGCGCGGAGCUCUUCUACUACUUCAUCGAGUCGGAGGGCGACCCACGGCGCGACCCGCUCCUCCUCUGGCUCACCGGCGGCGACCGCUGCACGGUCCUCAGCGCCCUCUUCUUCGAGAUCGGCCCGUUGAAAUUGGUCGUAGAGCCCUACAACGGAACCAGAGUACCACGGCUGCGCUACCACCCCUACUCCUGGACCAGAGCCGCGAGCAUCCUCUUCGUCGAUUCGCCCGUCGGCGCCGGCUUCUCCUUCUCCAGGAACCCCCGAGGAUACGACGUCGGAGACGUGUCUUCCUCGCUGCAGCUCAAGGAGUUCCUCACCAAGUGGUUCACCCAGCAUCCGGAUUACCUCAAAAAUCCUUUCUACAUUGGGGGAGACUCCUACGCCGGAAAGAUCGUUCCGUUCCUCGCGCAGAAGAUCUCAGAAGACUUGCACAUGAUGCUAUUUUCAGAUAUAGAAGCUGGACUGAAACCGACGGUUAACCUCAAGGGAUAUCUGGUCGGUAACCCGCGUACAGGUGAACCCAAUGAUUAUGAUUCCAGAGUGCCAUUUCUUCAUGGAUUCGGAGUCAUUUCGGACCAGCUCUACGAGACCAUAAUGGACAAGUGCCAAGGGGAGGACUACACAUACCCCAAGAAUGCGCUGUGCGCUCAAGCUUUGGACAGAUUCAACAGUCUGCGUAAUGAAAUUUCGGAGCCGCACAUUUUGUACAAAAAGUGCGUAUACGCGUCUGACAGACCAAACGAUGGGACAACAGAAAGAAAGAUCCUCAAGGAAGAAACUGGAUUAAUGAAACAUCCACCACCUCGUCCUCCAAUGGAUUGCCAAAGCUAUGUUAACUACCUGUCAUAUUUUUGGGCUAACAACAACAUCACACGUAAAAUGCUUGGGAUAAAAAAGGGGACCAUGGAUGAAUGGGUGAGGUGCCACAAUGGUGAUCUACCAUAUACUGAGGAUAUUGGCAGCAGCAUAAAGUACCAUCGUAAUAUUACGUCAAAAGGUUAUCGUGCCUUAAUAUACAGUGGAGACCAUGAUUCUGUUGUACCGUUUCUGGGUACACAGUCCUGGGUGAGAUCACUCAACUUCCCCAUCGUGGAUGAGUGGAGGGCUUGGCACCUUGAUGGCCAAUCUGCAGGAUUCACCAUAACAUAUGGGAACAACAUGACGUUCGCAACCAUAAAGGGCGGUGGACACACUGCGCCGGAGUUCCAACCAGAGAGAUGUUUAGCCAUGUUCAAGCGUUGGAUUUCCAAAGAGCCACUCUGAUUGACGUGUGGAGCUGCGUCAUGCCUGAUCUUGACUAAAAGGAACUUCAUCAAGAUGUUGGUUCUGAUGCCUGAUCUUCUGAUUAAUACGUCCAAUUGACGUCAUGCCUUAUCCGGUCUUGGCUAAAAAGGACUGCAGAAGGAUGUGGGUUCUGGUGUUCCAAUUUGCAGUAGGAAAUGUACACGUCCAAUAGUAUGCACGGUUCCUAUGAUACAUGAGUUACGAGCUUCUGAAAUUGUAAUGCCACCAGAUUUGGAACCUUCCUCUGUUUUUUUUCCUUUUAAAAAAAGUUGUAAACUUAAUUCAAUAAUCAUCUUUCCUCGUAUUAAAAAGAUGUGAAUUGGUAUC
This is a messenger RNA of Brachypodium distachyon (stiff brome), 1985 nucleotides long. RefSeq names its product serine carboxypeptidase-like 3. Bases 138 to 1637 code for a protein of 499 amino acids. Gene Ontology annotation, molecular function: acyltransferase activity, transferring groups other than amino-acyl groups; serine-type carboxypeptidase activity. The transcript has 13 exons. The record is from RefSeq and is a predicted model, not a curated record. NCBI's taxonomy places the organism in Eukaryota, Viridiplantae, Streptophyta, Magnoliopsida, Poales, Poaceae. Gene Ontology annotation, biological process: secondary metabolic process; proteolysis.